Molecule: messenger RNA, 708 nt
Organism: Sphenostylis stenocarpa
Lineage: Eukaryota; Viridiplantae; Streptophyta; Magnoliopsida; Fabales; Fabaceae
Source: the annotation of a GenBank genome assembly
AUGCAAAUGAAGUUUGUGGUGAAGAAGGCAUGGAGCAGUGGCGGUCGGGUAGGAGCGCUAGAGAUUGGAAGCUGCCCGGGACCCAUAGAAACUCCCGCUCUUCUCCUAUCCACUCGUAAAGGGCUUCCGCAUUUUAUCGCCCCUGACCUACUCACUUCUCUCCCUUCCCCUGAUUCCCAUCUCCUUCAAAUUUCUCCGCUCCACUUUUUGGAAGGUCUUGCUUCAACCACAAUAUCAAAAAUAGGAGGCCUUCACCAAAUGCUUGGUUUGCACCAAUAUGGAAUUGCGGCGGUAGCCAGAGAUUCCGUCCAAUGCCUUCCUGAGUCUAAGGGAGCUACCAAACACGGAGCAUGUUUUGAGACUCCUUGUGGUCGUCUGCUGAUUAAACCCAAAGAUUAUGUUGAAAUGAUUUCAUGCAUGACGCCAAAUAUAUGGGCCAGUUUGGCUGAUGAAGUACCUGCUUGGGUGUCUGAUCAAAGGAACAAAACCUCUGUAGAUAGAACUGUGCGAUGGCUUGAUGAUUGCCUUGCAUUAAAUCCGGUAAAUGAUUAUGUUUUCUUAUUUUACUCCAGUCGUGAUAUGAAUUGUGUUUCGAAGUUCAUGAAUUCUUGGAAAUUUAAUAACCGUAACGAUUGUGGUUUCAAUAAUGUUUUGUCAUAUUUUGAGUCUCUUGGUUGGGAAGACGAAAUUGAGUUGCAAAAUAAGUAA